Molecule: messenger RNA, 2267 nt
Organism: Mesoplodon densirostris (Blainville's beaked whale)
Lineage: Eukaryota; Metazoa; Chordata; Mammalia; Artiodactyla; Ziphiidae
Gene: MFSD11
Product: major facilitator superfamily domain containing 11
Exons: 14
Coding region: 441-1790 (449 amino acids)
Source: RefSeq, a predicted model, not a curated record
AGGUGCUCCCCUACUGGGCUCCGCCUUCUUUUCAUGCCAAUUUCUAAGCUCCACGCAGGUUUUCUGCUCGGACGUCCGCCCCGCCUCUGUCGGGAGGCGUACUCCUUCGCCUUGUCCCUCUGUGUUUCCGGCCUCAGACCGCGUCUCCAGGCCCCCUUCCGCAGUUCCUGUCUCCUUCGCUGGGUUCCGCUCUUUAGCAACCCCCCCUUGCCGGAGCCCACGAGGUCGGCCCCGCUCCCCCGGAGCGGGUGAGGGAGCCCGAGCAGCGCGCUUGCACGUCCCGGGUCGCCCAGGACUACAUUUCCCAGCAGGCCCAGCGGCCGGCGCCGCGGCUGCGGUCAGGUGACCGGGUCGCCUGACCUGCGGAUUGCAGUGGGUCCCCCGCGAGGAGAGCUGACUGCCCUCUGCUGCUGCCGACCUUUUGGCAGAGUUAAGCCAAAAUGUCCCCGGAAUCUAAAAAGCUUUUCAACAUCAUUAUUUUAGGAAUUGCCUUUAUGUUUAUGUUCACCGCCUUUCAAACUUGUGGAAAUGUAGCGCAAACUGUCAUCAGGAGCUUAAAUAGCACAGAUUUUCACGGCAGUGGCUAUACCAGCAUGGCAAUUAUUUAUGGAGUGUUCUCUGCUUCAAAUUUGAUUACACCAUCAGUGGUUGCUAUUGUAGGACCUCAACUCUCUAUGUUUGCUAGUGGUUUAUUUUACAGCAUGUACAUUGCCGUUUUUAUCCAGCCUUUCCCGUGGUCCUUCUACACAGCCUCUGUUUUCAUCGGAAUUGCAGCUGCUGUACUUUGGACAGCACAAGGAAACUGCCUGACAAUAAAUUCAGAUGAGCACACUAUUGGGAGAAACAGUGGAAUUUUCUGGGCACUCCUACAAUCCAGCUUGUUCUUUGGAAAUCUCUACAUAUAUUUUGCUUGGCAAGGGAAAACUCAAAUAUCAGAGAGUGACCGAAGAACAGUGUUUAUUGCCCUGACAGUGAUUAGUCUUGUGGGGACAGUUCUCUUCUUUCUCAUUCGGAAACCAGAUUCUGAAAAUGUCCUAGGAGAAGAUGAAUCUUCUGAUGACCAGGACCUGGAUGUCAACGAGUCUGCCCAGAACAAUAUGACAAAGGCAGUAGAUGCAUUUAAAAAGUCUCUUAAGUUAUGUGUCACCAAGGAGAUGCUCCUUCUUAGCAUUACAACUGCUUAUACAGGUCUGGAAUUGACUUUCUUCUCUGGUGUAUAUGGAACCUGUAUCGGCGCUAUAAAUAAAUUUGGAACAGAAGAGAAAAGCCUCAUUGGACUUUCUGGCAUUUUCAUUGGCAUUGGAGAAAUUUUAGGUGGAAGCCUCUUUGGCCUGCUGAGCAAGAAUAAUCGUUUUGGUAGGAAUCCAGUUGUGCUGUUGGGCAUCCUGGUGCAUUUUAUAGCUUUUUAUUUAAUAUUUCUCAACAUGCCGGGGGAUGCCCCUAUUGCUCCUGUUGAAGGAACUGAUAGCAGUGCUUACAUCAAACCCAGCAAAGAAGUUGCCAUCUUCUGCAGCUUCCUGUUGGGUCUUGGAGACAGCUGCUUCAAUACCCAGCUGCUUAGUAUUCUAGGUUUUCUCUAUUCUGAAGACAGUGCACCAGCUUUUGCAGUCUUUAAAUUUGUGCAGUCCAUUUGCGCAGCCGUGGCAUUUUUCUACAGUAACUACCUUCUCCUUCAUUGGCAACUCCUGGUCAUGGUGAUGUUUGGGUUUUUUGGAACUGUUUCCUUCUUCACUGUGGAGUGGGAAGCUGCUGCCAUUGUAGCCCGGGGUUCUGACUACCGAAGUAUUUGAUGAAGGGUGCCCACGAGAGGAGGCUGCCUCUUCAGACAGCUCGGCUGGGCGGUAGGGCUCGGUGGAGGAGGCCCGCUCUCAUCUUCACAGUACAUUGAAGGAUUUUUAGGAUGGAAAAUCAGAGAUUUAAGACUGCUAAAUCUGCCAGAGUUGGUAUUCAAGUUUACAGAUGUUAGUUGUUUAAAACUAAUGGAAUAAGGGAGACUUGUACUGUCGAUUAUAAUUGUUCAAAGAUGUUUUUUCAGUUCAUCUGUCUCGCGUUCCUUUUGAUCAUGUUAUAAAUGUGUAGGUGUUUUCUUCUCCCCCUGUUCUCUUUGAACGGUCAUGCUUUGAUUGAAGCUACUAGGCCAUAUGUCAUAUAAAGACUCCUGCUGGGUAUGGCGUAUGUGUUACGUAUAUGUAAUAAAAGGGAGCAUAUGCCAUCCCACAUGUGUCUGGCAAUGACAUUUAAAUAAAUCAUGUGAUGCUGAAAUGGGA